This is a messenger RNA of Frankliniella occidentalis (western flower thrips), 4424 nucleotides long. RefSeq lists its product as uncharacterized. The record is from RefSeq and is a predicted model, not a curated record. The coding region runs from base 234 to 3542 and encodes 1102 amino acids. Gene Ontology annotation, biological process: protein deubiquitination. The transcript has 4 exons. Gene Ontology annotation, molecular function: cysteine-type deubiquitinase activity. Lineage: Eukaryota; Metazoa; Arthropoda; Insecta; Thysanoptera; Thripidae.
CCGGACAGCGACAGCGCAGUCGCACUGCCAGCAGGCCGCCAGCAGCAGCAGCUGGAUGUGUGUGUGUGUGAGUGAGAUGUGACGAGGUCGCGGUCGCGGUGUGUAGGUGUGUGUGUGUGUGUGUUAGUGUCCACUGACUGUGAAGCGUACUACACCGCGCCGUAGUGCAGGUGCGGAGAGCGACCUACGUCCAACUGACGGGCUUUGCUGACCAGGACGCGUACCGCCGACACAUGGACCAGGACGACGUCGGCGGGGGCGCGGCCGAGCUGCCCGCCUGCACACCUUCUGCUGCACGCUGCACAGCGCAUUCGACUGUACCCGCCAAACCCCACCAGGCCUACCACCACGACGGGUACGGCGCGGUGUAUCACGUCGUCCGUGAGGGCGCCGACAGCGUCUUCGGCGCGCUCGCCGUGCGGCUGUUCGAUGACGAGACGCACCACCGGGUGGUGCGACGUUCGGUUGUCAACCACGUGGUCAACAACUGGCCGACCUACGCCCCGCUGACCGGAGUCCCCGACCAGGACGCGUACCGCCGGCACAUGGGGCAGGACGGCGCUCGCGGCGGCGCGGCGGAGCUGCGCGCGGCCGCGGAGGCCUUUUACCGCACCGUGGGCGUCGUGCACGACGGCGUGCUCGAGGUGGUCGCCCUGAUGGACGACCCCGAGCCCAUCGUCCUGCGCAGGACCGGACAGACGCCCGAGGAGCACUACGACGCCUACAUCGCCCUGCCGCCGACCGGCUGGGGUGGAGGUGCAGAAGACAUCGCCCUGCUGGGAACCCCGAAACUCGUGGGAAGUCGUACGAAGCGCGAAGCACCAGCGCCGACUGCGUCGAGCUCUGAAUUAGACGAGGCCCAGCCACAGUCUGCGCCGUCACCAGCAGCUCCGGUGGAAGGCCAUCUAACGCCUUGCCUGCUUGGUACAGGACAGCAACUCGCACUGGAAAGUGAAGGGUUGCAGGGGCAAGGCGAACCGGAACCGGAAAUUCAGAGCCAAGAGCAGGGCAUGGGAGCACACACAGUCUGGAUCAAAGAGGAGGUCGAUGUGAGCGACGCUCGAGUGAAGGAAGAGCAGGUGGACUUUUUGUCAGAGGCGCCCGCCGUAUGCACUGACAUGUUGUCAGAGGGGCCCGACGCAGGCACUGACCUGUUGUCAGAGGGGCCCGUCGCAGGCACGGGCAUGUUGUCAGAGGGGCCCGUCGGAGGCACGGACAUGUUGUCAGGGUUGUCAGAGACGGCCGACAAAGGUGGUCGUGGUCUCCGCGUCCAGCCCCUACCUCUGCCUCCCGGUAUCUACCAGACCGACGAGUUCGGCGCCGUGUACAAGGCCGUGCGCAGGGACGGCAACUGCGUCUUCCGCGCGCUCGCGGACCGACUGUUCGGCGGCGAGGAGCACCACAUGCAGGUGAGAGGCCCCGCCGUCCGCCACGUCCUCCUCAACUGGGAGUCCACCUACAAGUCGCUGGUCCGUUCGACCACGGUGUGCGCGUACCAGAUCUGCAUGGAGAUGGCCGGCAUCACGGGCCGCGCCGCUGAGGCGCGCGCGGCCGGCGAGGCCUUCAACCGCACCGUGGCCAUCCUGAAGGGCGGCGUGCUGGAGGUGCUCACCCUGGGGCACGGCCCCGACCCCAUCGUCCUGCGGAGGAUCGGGCAGGCGACCGCGGAGCACUACGACGUGUGCGUCGUCCUGCCGCGGUCAGGCUGGAGCGGUGGCGACGCCGACCUCAGGGAACUCAUGAAGCAGGCCGAGGGAGGUCCGGCAAUAGCGGGACACGCGGCUGUCCCUGAUGAACCCCAGGGAGUGUUCGGGAUAGGGCCCGACGUUCUUGUGGGCGCUGACGUGUUGAGAGAAGCAGCAGGAGCGGCCGAAACUCCGCAGAAAGCCAGACGAAGCGUGCGCACGGCCAAAAAGACACCGAAGAAGAGAGCGGAUGACCCUGGUAACCUGCUGCAGAGACCGCAGGGAGUGUUCGGGAUAUGCCCCGACGUCCUUCUGGCAGUUAAGGACGAGCCACCCGAAGCACACCCUCAGACCGGCGACGUGUUGAGGGAAGAAACGGCCGAAACUCCAGAAGAGCGCAAGGCCAGGCAGAAGAAGAAGUGGGAUAUCCAUCGGAGCAACCGGCGUCGUGAGCUCAGGGCAAACGAGACUCCAGAGCAACGCGCGGCCAGGGCGCAGAGAGCGCGCGAAAAAUAUGCGCGCUUACGUGAAGAAAGUAAGUCUACGAUUAAGAGCGACGUCGUGGCUGAGACUCCGUACGAGCGCAUGAGAAGGCUGAAGAGAGAGUGGGAUGCCCAACGGCGCCUUCGAGAAAACGAGACACCCGAGCAGCGCGAGGCCAGGGCGCAGAAAGAGCGCGAAAAAUAUGCGCGCUUACGCGAGGAAAGUGUGUCUACGAUUGAGAGCGACGUCGUGGCCGAGACUCCGUACGAGCGCAUGAGAAGGCUGAGGAGAGAGCGCGAUGUCCAACGGCGCCGGGAACUUCGAGAAAACGAGACUCCCGAGCAGCGCGAGGCCCGCGAGGCGCGCCAGGCCAGGAAGAACGCAGUCGACGAGGCCAGACGGCGCUCCUGCGUGGCAAACGAGACUCCGGAAGAGCGCGAGGCCAGGCUGAAAAGGAAGCGCGAAGCUAGUCGACGCCGCCGCCAGGAGAGAGAGACUCCGGAGCAGCGCGAGGAGAGGGUGAGGAAGGCGGGCGAAGCACGGCGUCGGAGACAAUCCCUAGAGAGCGGGGCUUCGGAGGGACAGAGCGAGACUUCCGAACAGAGCGAGACUUCCGAACAGAGCGAGACUCCCAGCGCUGUGCAACGGCGCGCCCUGGAGACUCCCGAGGAGCGCGAGGCGAGACUGGAGAGGAACCGCCAGGCGCAACGGCUGCGCCGACAGCGCGAGACUCCCGAGCAGCGCGAGGCGAGACUGCAGCAAAAGCGCCAAGCCAAACGGAAGCGCCGGGAGCGCGAGACUCCCGAGGAGCGCGAGGCGAGACUGCAGAGCAGGCGCGAGAGCCAGCGGCGCGCCUACAAGAAUGAGACGCCGGAACAGCGCCAGCACAGGCUGAAACUGCUGUACGGUUACCGGCGGAAGAGAAUUCUCAAUGAGACACCUGAGCAACGAGCGCACAGGCUGAAACUGCUGUACAGUUACCAGCGGAAGAGAAUUCUCAAUGAGACACCGGAGCAGCGAGCGCACAGGCUGAAACUAAUCCGCGGCUACCAACAGAAGUACUAUCGCAACGCAAGGCUGAGGGAAAACGCCGAGCAACACAGGGAGCGCAGAGCGAAUGAGACGCCGGAGGAGCGCGAGCACAGGCUGAGGCACCACCGUGCGUGGAGAAGGCAAUCACAAGAAGGGGAGACGCCGGAAGAGCGCAGGGAAAGGCAGAGAAAGGGCCGGGAGAGGAUGGCACGCCACAGGAAGAAGAAGAAGAAGAGCUCGGAGGUUAAAGAGGAGCCACUAGAGGGGGCUGCCGAUGAGCCACUAGAGGGGGCAGGACCACCAGAGGCACCGGAGCAGGAGUUCGGCGUUGGGGAGCAAUGAGUGAGACAACUUUGGAUGAGACAACCUGAGCACUACGUUGGAGCUUGCGCCUAGAGUAAUCUCCUGCGACCGUCCGACCGGCGAGAAUGUCGGCGCCUACCGAGUCUGAGGAUAGCAACACGCAGAGACAUGGAUGCUGAAAUCUGAAACGCGGUCGGUGGGGCGUGGAAGCAGUGGAAGACAAUAUGCAUAUGACCACCCCUACGCCUCCACGCCCGGGAUCGAGAAGGGCCGGAGUCGAUGGUAAACGUCACUGCCAAUGGCCCAGAAAAAUGGGGACGACGUCCCCUGAAAGUGUACCCACCCCAAGCUGACUACACCUGGAUGUCCUUCUCGGACGCACCGCAACGCGGCUGUCGUUCUUCGUGGGGUACUUUCAAUACGGAGACAAGAAGUGCCCCGCACUUAAAAUUUUGCUCUUAUUGUAUGUAAUCUUUUAUGAAACCGAUAGAGCAUGGGUUCACUCAAUUAAUUGUGUACGUGUUAAUGUAUAUGUACAUAAAUGUAGAUUAUUUAUUUUUGUAUAAUAAUAUUUGCUUAUUGACACCAAUUAUUUCCUUGUACACCGCCCUUUUCUCCGAAUCGGAAGGACAUUUCUGUUUUCAUAGUAGGGUCUCAUCCAGAAUGUUUGACUAGGGGUGAAAAGUUAAAACACAUUAUCUUUUGCGCCUAUAAUGUCUGGUUGCCCGCUCCCGCUCGUCCACCAAACACAAUUGGCAGGGCGACAACUUUGUAUACCAACUGCAUCUUUUCUACUACUUUGGACUGCCAUUGCAUCUUGUCCACUUGGAGAACCCCUUCCGAGCCUCGUCCCGCGGCGCCGCCCCCCGGCCCGCAUGUAUCGUUGUCUCACUCGCACUUCAGCGCCCAGCCCCGCACAUC